Bipolaris sorokiniana ND90Pr is the source of this 1539-nucleotide messenger RNA. RefSeq lists its product as uncharacterized. The record is from RefSeq and is a predicted model, not a curated record. Bases 1 to 1539 code for a protein of 512 amino acids. The transcript has a single exon. Gene Ontology annotation, molecular function: DNA-binding transcription factor activity, RNA polymerase II-specific; zinc ion binding. Lineage: Eukaryota; Fungi; Ascomycota; Dothideomycetes; Pleosporales; Pleosporaceae. Gene Ontology annotation, biological process: regulation of DNA-templated transcription.
AUGUCCAAUCAACGAAGCAGUCAGGCUCCUAAAGUCGCCAAAGUACGUCAGUCUUGUGAUACAUGUCAAGCAUCCAAGAUACGCUGCGGUCAGGAACGCCCAAGUUGCCGGCGUUGUGCCAAAUACAACAUUACUUGUGUCUAUAGUGUGUCCCGCCGUGCGGGACGACCCCGACCCAAGAGGACCGCCACAAACCCCUCCACACCGACCCAAAAUUCUUCAUCAACCCAAUCACAAUCGCCAUCAAACCCGCAGAGAACGCUCCCGACACCAGAUGGAACCUCGCCAACGCAUCGUGGAUGUGAGCCUACUUUGACUCUGCCAAGCCAGGAUGGCACGCAACCAGAUACACUGCAGGACCAGAGUGAGUCGAAGAAAGAUGAUGAACAAGAUUGGCAGAACAGUAUGUGUUUGGAGAGGGACCAGGAUGGAUUCGAGAUAGGGCUCGCCCAAGAUGACGAUAUCGGCAACAAUGACUACAGCAACAGUAGUAAUUGCAUUAGUAGUGGAAGCAGCAGCAGCAGUAUAACGAGCACAACCGGUACAACAACCUGUAUAAGCAGUAGCAUUAGCAAGGACUUUAAUCCUAGCGCUGAAGACACCACGCUAGACCUGACCCAUAACCACUGCCACGACACGCACUUCUCGCCUGACCUGUCAUCAAACCAGACCGUGGACUUUUUCAGCCAUGUAGAUGGGACACAAUUCUCCACCUUCUUCCUUUCCAGCACUGACCUGGGUACCCAGCUGGACAGCCACCAAUCCAUGGAUUUUGGCAGCCUCGUCAGUCCCCUCGCAGACGGCAUGGCGAAUCUCCCCCUAGACUCGCCUUUUGCACUGGGAAUAUCUGAAGCUAACGAUACAACUGCCACUGCCGCUACUACCAAUCUUAGCAGUAUUAGUACUACUAUGACCAUGACUGCCACUGCCCCAGUAGCCCCCAACAUGGUACCCGCAUCGUGCCAAUGCGCACCUAUGCUACUACAACAUCUCGGCGAGGUAGCGAAUAGCAACACGCUAGUAGCAGCGGGAAAUAGUGGACAUGGUGAGGAAGGCUUUUUAGCUAGCGCAGUGCAGCGCUCGCGGGUGCUCCUGGAUCACUGCUUCAUAGUGCUGUCAUGCGGGCUGUGCAGCCGACGCAUGUCGUCGACGCUAGUACUGUGCCAAGCUAUGGACGAACUGAGUGUGUCGUUGGGUAUGGGCACGCUGUGGACGGAUGGGGGUUGCAGCAAUAACAACGGUGGCGGCAGCACGUCAGCGUAUGAGCAGGAUAGAUUGCCCUUGAUCAGCAAUUUGGCAAAGGAUGAGGUGCGGCUGCGCUGUGGAAGCUAUGCAGUCCGAGGCGUGGAUCGCCAGGUUUUGCUGAGGACACUGAUGAUGGGCCGCCUUAGGGAAAUGCAGCAGGCCAUGGGGAGAUUGUGCCAGGCAGUUGAGACAUUGUCGUCGCCGUAUCGUGCUGCGUGCGCGCGCAUGGCGGUUGAACUUGAAAAGAGAGUCAGGUCAAAAGUGGAUUCGUUUCGAGCGACAGCAACACAGUAG